AUGAGCUUCCUCAUCGAUCAGCCUGCGGUUGGUUACUACUAUUACCUCAAGAAAGACAAGGAGGCUGAACCAGAAACUUCUGAGAUCGGCAGACCACUCAAAGAUGAUGAAAUUGCCCGUUGGUGUAUGAUAACAGGUACACCAGCUUCUGUAGCCAAUUUGGCACUCACAAACAUCGUACCUGACGCUGAUUUGGUCAUCAGUGGUCCAAACUAUGGCCGCAAUUGCAGUACACCCUUGGUACUUUCAUCUGGCACUGUUGGAGGCGCUAUCGGUUCCGCUAUCCGAGGACGGAAAGCGAUCUCGCUUAGUUACGGCAUUAUGUCCAACCCAGUCUCUCCAGAAGCUGUAGGACAGGCUAAUGAGAUCGCCUGUAAUCUUAUCAAUCACUUUAUCGCUAACUGGAAUGACCAAGUUGAUAUAUACAGUAUAAACAUACCAUUGUUACCAGAUCUUAGAAAAUCGGUUGCAAAGUAUACCACAAUACAGAAGAGUUCCUUUGAGAGGCUUUUCCUACCUUCAAGUCCAUCUGAUCCUACUAAACCAAUUGUCAAUAAGCCUGUCAUAGAGGAUGGUGCACCUUUAUCAUUCGCUUGGGCACCAGACAUCAAAGCUCUAAUCGAGUGUGCACCGGAGACUCUUGAUAAGGAUACAGACUCGCACUGUUUGUCGGAAGGUAACAUAUCAGUUGUACCCCUGAAGGCUAACUAUGAGACAUGCUACUCAAGUACAAAAGAUUUAACACUUCCACCACAAGGAUCCCAAAUAGUAUUCUAG
Molecule: messenger RNA, 777 nt
Organism: Wallemia mellicola CBS 633.66
Lineage: Eukaryota; Fungi; Basidiomycota; Wallemiomycetes; Wallemiales; Wallemiaceae
Product: sure-like protein
Exons: 2
Coding region: 1-777 (258 amino acids)
Cellular component (GO): P-body
Molecular function (GO): hydrolase activity
Source: RefSeq, a predicted model, not a curated record